Messenger RNA from Sceloporus undulatus (fence lizard), 2184 nucleotides. It is a transcript of the gene SRA1, whose product is annotated as steroid receptor RNA activator 1. Gene Ontology annotation, biological process: regulation of transcription by RNA polymerase II. NCBI's taxonomy places the organism in Eukaryota, Metazoa, Chordata, Lepidosauria, Squamata, Phrynosomatidae. The coding region runs from base 185 to 919 and encodes 244 amino acids. Gene Ontology annotation, cellular component: nucleus. The transcript has 5 exons. The record is from RefSeq and is a predicted model, not a curated record.
UGAGGAAGAGCCCUGACUGACUCUGGGCCUAUGGCAACCCUAUAGGCCUGGCAAACAAUGGCAGCACAUCCGGGUCCUUCCCUCCCUAUCUCCCCAGCCGCCACGUCACACCGUUCCAAGCGGAGGCGGCAGGCAGAGCGAGGCCUUCGUCUUCCUCCUCCUCCUGGUCUCUGAGACAGAGGCCAUGGCGGAGCUCUACGUCAAGCCCGGGAACCGUCAGAGGGGCUGGAACGACCCCCCUCAGUUCUCCUACGGCCUCCAGCAGCAGCAGCAGCUCCAGGCGCCCAGGGCCAAGAAGGGCGCCCCGCCCAGGCCUCCCCCGGCCCCAGAGGCGGCAGAAGGGGCGCAGAAGAGGACCACCACCACCACCACCAGCAGCCCCUCCACUGCAGCAGGGCCCCCUCGGCCCCCUCCAAGCCCAGCUGGGCUGCCAGUCUUCCCCCCGCGCCCUGCGGGUCUGCCUUCUACUCCUGGUCUGCCAGCUCCUUCUCUUGUCUCAGAGGCUGAAGAAGACUGUGAUGUGGAAGACGUUCUUUCCCCUUUGAAUGAGGCUCUGGGUAACUGCCGGAAAACUGUGCGGGUUUGUGAUGAUAUUGGCAAGCGCUUGUCAAUUCUGCAGCAGAUGUGGGAACAAGGCAAACUGUCUGCUCCUGUGAGAAAGGGAAUGAGGAUUCUGACACAAGAAUUCAAGAGUCAGCGCUGGGAUGCUGCUGAUGAGAUCCAUCGCUCGCUAAUGGUGGACCAUGUCACUGAAGUGAGCCAGUGGAUGGUGGGAGUCAAAAGGCUCAUUGCAGAAACAAGGAACUUGCCUACAGAGGAUCAAGCCACAGCAGAUUAUGAGCAGAAAGUUGAAACCUCUUUGGAGCCAGAAUGUCAGCAAGAUGAAGCUGAGCCCAGGGUCUUAGCUGUAUCAAACUGAACCUCAAUUUGGAGACAGCUUUGCACAUUAAGGAUUGAUUUCCUACCCACAGCGGAGAAGGUGCUCUGUCUGCUAAGCACUGGUUUUCCUACUCGUUAGUUUUGCUGAGCAAAACUACACAAAGGAGACUCUUUCAAGUGAGCUACAGGAAUCUCUGCAGUUUUUCAGCAUCCACAGUGGUGCAGGAUGAAAAGGCCAACUUCUCUUGCACUUAUUCAAAAUGGAAAUGAACUGGGGACAUAGCUGCAGAGAUAAAUGGAGCCUUACUGUACCACACUGGCAAAUGUGUUAAGUUUAUACAUGCUACUAGUACAGAAGCCUGUCCCUGCUUCACCUUGCCACACUCCAAGUAAAUACGAGUUGCUCCUGGUGACAAUUGUCUACCUAGAAUCCUUUACUCAAAUUUGUGUGUUUUCAAGGAAAUCUGUCCUCUAUGAAUGUCGUCAUCAGUUCCCAGAUAAUUGUUAUGUACCACUGGUGUCUGUUUAAAUUUUUAUUCUGCCCUCUACUAAUUUAAACAAAUCUAAAUUUUACUAAAAUGGCUACAUUAUAGAGAAAUCUGCUUCCAUCUUAUUUUGCAAUACUAAAGUAGACUUUAAAUUUAAUUGUGUUUAAACCUUUUACUCCACACACACACCCCUUACAACUAGUUGAUAUCUUUCUCAUGCCUUUGUGACAACAAACUGAAUUUGGACAGUGACAACUGCAGUGAGCCAUCCAAGAAUAAAAGAAUAGGACUCUUUUGUAAGCUGGUGAUAAAUGGUAUAGAUUUAUUUAUUUUAAAACAACCUUCAUGAACAGUUCGGCAAAGUGACCUGCUGUUAGCACGCCUUUUUACUGUCUUGAGCAAGUGGCUAUAUGCAACACCGCUGAUGUGAUCUCCCCUAGAUUCUGAUAUUUCAAGUAGGAAAUAUUAAAAAUUGCAAGUUUGUACUGUUGGCGUUACUAAUUAGUGGAAUCCGGCUGCUGUGAUGAUACUAGCCUUUGUGGUUUAACAUUGUAUGUAUAAGGCAUGCUAAAACAAGUCCCCAGAUCUUAACACAAAUAGGAUUCUGACAGUGUGCACUAAUGUGCAAGAGAAAAGUAUAUCUGAAGUAGGAUCUAGCUAAGUUUCAAUUUCCCUGUAUGAUUGGUUGGGUUACACUGGGGCCCUGCCAUUUCAUUACACUAUUAGAAGAAUUAUACGUAUCAGUGAUUCCUUCUUCAGAUGCCCACAGCUACUGUUUGUUAAGCUUUGUGUGAUAAACGGAAUUUGCAAAACAUCC